Messenger RNA from Bradysia coprophila, 2848 nucleotides. RefSeq lists its product as uncharacterized. Lineage: Eukaryota; Metazoa; Arthropoda; Insecta; Diptera; Sciaridae. The record is from RefSeq and is a predicted model, not a curated record.
AAAACCAUUCACAUCACUGGAUAGAUCGGUCGACACAGUGGUAUUUUCUCUUAGACGUUAAAAGCAUAAUAAUUUUUCGUGGUUUUGUUGAUGAUAGCAUAAUUUUGGAUUGUUCUAUAAAAAGAAAGUUUCUUUGUGAGUUUUUGUGCUGAAACGUGAUAGAAAACAAUAUCAUAGACGAAUAAAAAAACAUCAACCAAAGUUUUUGUUUCUGUGAAUUGAAAUUUUUUUUUCUCUUUUUUCUUCUGAUAAAGAAAGUAGAAUUUCCUGAAACUAAAAAAAAUGAUUCGGGAAAAUGUUUUGUGGUUUCUGUUGCUUGGAUCUUUGAUGACCAUAAACGAAUGCCAGAGUCGAGCGGUAAACAUCAGCAACACAUGGACACUGCCGCAAGAAGGAUUCUCCGUGUUCUAUCGGUUCUUCAGAGAUAAGAUAUCUUGGUUUGAAGCAGAUGCAGUUUGUCAAUUUCAUCAUGCCAAUUUAGUUACAGUUGAUAACGGUGUUCAGUUUGAUGCAGCAAGAGCCUUUUUAAAAGAGUUAGAUGUCACCGAAUUUGUAUGGAUUGGUUUGAUGCGACCACAAAAUACCCAGCACUUUGGAUGGACAAAUUCGAAACCAUUGGAUUCAACAUCCGGCUAUUGGGCUGAACCAUUACCUGCAAUGGAAUCACCGUUAUGUGCCGUUAUCGAUCCUGCUCGAGAUUUCCGUUGGCAUGCUUUACGAUGUGGUGGCCCGGAAACGGCGGCAUUUUUAUGCGAAAUGGAAGUUCCACAAUGGGCAGCCGAAUGUACCGUUCAGGCAAUACCAUCAUUGACGAUUCAAUAUAUGUCCGACAGUGGCACUGUUGAGUUGUCUCGUGAUUGUGGUGAGGAGGGUACACGACAUAUGCCAUGCCAUGGCAAGGAAGAUCGAAAUACAAUAUUAGGUGAAUUAACUUGUAUCGAUGACACAGACAUCAAUGACAACUCGCUGAAACAGUCGUCGGAUCUAUUAGGUGACAUUCAUCAAAAGUCUGUGGAGCUCAUUAAGGCAGUCUCGUCGGAUAACAAAGAGGAUAAUAACAUUAAUGGUGGGAUUGACGAUGGUGCGAAAGUUGAAUCCAAGCCGAAUGACCGACUCAAAUUGAAUUUAGAUGAUAUUAUGAUGGGUGACCAACCAAUGCCGCCGCACAGUGAAGAGAAAGUCGAUUUUAAAUCAAUGGCUAAAGCAGACAAAAAGCACAAGAAAAAGGCUGACCUAGAGGAGAAGUAUUUGAAGAAAAUUACAAAGAAAAAAUUGGAAAAAGAUGAAAGUGAUGAGCUGAUGAUGGGUGAUCAACCAGUAAGCGAUGACACAACUGUUGAACCUAGGCCUAGAGAAGUUACAUCGUCGCCAACACUAUACAUUUCUACCACAUUAUCUGAUUUCACAGAAGCAAUUGUAUCGUCAACAACAAUUCUCACCACAACCGAGACCCGGCUACGCAGAGAAACAGAAAUUUCAGGCAGUGAAGGCCCAUCUACAGACAGUUCAGUUUUUACCACCCAAUCAUCACUGCCUCAAAUCGCCAUCACCAGCUCACCUGUUCAAACACGGAACAAAGUCGACAUUAAACCUACACUGAAACCGCAUAUUUCAGACGCACAUGCAUCGACUCCUCAUCAUCAGAAAGAAACCCAAGAAGUUCACAUGUCUUCCGAUCACUUCAUACCCCCCAUGUUAUUAGUUCGGACACAAUUUUCAUUAUCAAAUGGUCAUGGUGAACAUGUGGAAGGUCCACGGAGACAUAUCGACGAUCAUGAGGUUACAACUGCCUCUUCGAAUGAACCCAUCGCCAAAAUUAAAACAUCUCAUCCCAUCCCUUCAACAACGGAUGAAACAACAACUGCUGACGUUACCACCGCUGAAGUCACAACAGCUGGAGUCACAACGGCAACCAUUAUUUCCUCAACAACGGAAGGACAAACAUCUCCAAUUUUAGACGUUACCACAACAACCAAACCGAUUACUGAAUCUGCUGUCACAUCCAUUGAUACAUCCACAAUGAAACAAGAUGCAUCAACAACUACCGUCGCAUCUACAACACUCACCCAAUACGAUCAAACCACAAAGCUUCCGACGUCGGCUAUACCAUCUGAACAUGUAAUCGAAUUGAAAAAAGUAACCGAAAGUUCAAACACACCCAGUACCGAAGCGCCACGAUUUCGUCAACCGCAUGCACCAAAACAUUCUGUAGAGACACAUCCCAAAACUCAACCACCGACAACAGUAUACUCAGUUGAAUCAUCUGACUCAACAACUCCAGACCUAGCCACCGCAUCUCCAUCAAAACAAACCACUGAAAAUGUUGUAACUGAGCACUUGGAAUCAAUAAACACGGUCACAGUUACAACAUCUUCACCCAUUGUUGAUACGGAAAUGUCGGCACGUAAUAACUGCAGCUCAAAUUUGGAUAUAUCCAACGAUAAACCAAUCGAAUUAUCAAAAAAAGAUCACGGUACCGGCACCAAACAUCACCAUUCCACUAACUUACAUUCCGAUCACAACUUGAACGAUCAUCUAGCCGAAUCGACUGACAACGACGAUCCCUGCUGGACCGACGAAAGUGUUGGCGUUAAUCUAUCGAAUUCGGAUGUCGAACAACCAUAUCGUCCCAAUCGAAGAAGAGUGUUGAUAAAACCGGAGACACAUUCUUACAUAAAGAAGGUUUUGGGUUAGAUUUUUUGUUUCAAAAACAUCGUUUCGAGAUUUCUAUAUUUAAGCAAAGAUGAAAAAUUUAAAAACAAUUAAAAAUUUUAUUCUUAAAGAGAAGGAGAAAGUCGUGGAUGUUGACUCUUUGUACACAUAUUCACAGUGCACAUACAACAAAAAA